This is a messenger RNA of Mustela erminea (ermine), 5032 nucleotides long. It is a transcript of the gene SBNO2, whose product is annotated as strawberry notch homolog 2. Gene Ontology annotation, molecular function: chromatin DNA binding; histone binding. Bases 942 to 4892 code for a protein of 1316 amino acids. Gene Ontology annotation, cellular component: nucleus. Gene Ontology annotation, biological process: regulation of DNA-templated transcription. The record is from RefSeq and is a predicted model, not a curated record. NCBI's taxonomy places the organism in Eukaryota, Metazoa, Chordata, Mammalia, Carnivora, Mustelidae. The transcript has 29 exons.
GGUUCGCAUUUCCCUGCUCCCGACGGGGUGGGCGUCCUGCUGCUGGGACUUUCCCUUCUACAGCCGUGCUGGGGCCGGGACGGGGCGGGGGUUGCGGGCUCUGUGGUGCAGACCGGACAGGAAUGCCAUCGUGGCUCUGUGGGACUGGAGCCCGCGAUCCCUUACAGUCCCCGACAAGGCCCACGGCCCAGGGUCCCCCCCGCCCCAGCCGCAGCCCCGCAGGUGCUCCUCACCCGAAAGCAUGUGCAGGGAGCCCGGCCUAGCCACGCGGCUGCUGUGUCCCGUGGGACAGGGCACCGUGAGGUGCUCGCGCAAAGUCUCUGACCCACGGGGAGCUGUCCGCCAGCCCGGCCUGUGCCCCGCGACCUGUGUGGGGCUGAGGGUGCGGAGCCAGGCAGGGAGGGGAAGGAAGGGGGUUGGGGAGAGAGCCGUACCCUUGGCAAAGUUCCAAGAGAAGGAGCAGAGGAGGGGCCCCGGUUCCUGCGGGGAGGCCCCCCAGCUGGGGCCGUAGCAUGACUAGAGGCCUCAGGGGUGCCCGGUGAGGCCUGGAGACAGGCUCCAGGGUGGCUGGGGAAAGCUGGGGGGGGGGGGCGUACAGGGGCGGGCUGGGCCUGCCUUUUGUCCCUGUGGCGUGGGGACUUGUGCCCCUCCCUGCCAUGGGCACCCCAGGAGCAGGAGCAGGUCCCUGCCCGCCGGCCAGGGCAGUCUGCACCCAGAGUACCCGCGGCCUGGGGAAACCGAGGCACGGGGAGGGCGGGUGGCUGCCGGAGGGCGGCCGGGGUGCGGCGGCUGGGGGGCAGCGCGGAGAGCUCUGUGGCCAGAUUACGCCCAGUGCAGGAAUUCUCGCUCUGCCCGUAAUCGCCCUGACUUCCCAGGCAGCCAUCAUUUCCUGAAAGUCAGCCGCCUUAGGGGAAGUGGGCGCUGGCGGUGACUAACCCAACAUGCAAAUGCGGCCGGGCCGAGAGCGGCCCAGCGCCGCCGCGGUCCUGCGGGAGCCGCCCGCCGCCGUCCGGGGCGCCCUCCGCGGCCGUCGCCCCCUCGCCAUGUCCCAGCUGCGCUUCUGGCUGCACUUCGCGGCUCUCAACAAGGAUUCCGCGUACCUCGACGAGCUUUCCAACGCCUCCCUCUUCUCUUCGUCCGUGGACUCCCUCUCAGACAUCGCGGACACACCGGACUUCCUGCCGGCCGACAGCCUCAGCCAGGUGCCCACCAUCUGGGACGUGAGCACCGGCCCCGCCGCUCACGAGAAGCUGCUCCUGCCCACUGGGCCAUGGACAGGCCUUGAGGACCCUGUGUCCUCCCUUUCCAGCACCCCACUUCUUGUCAGCUACCAGUCCCAGAGUCAGCCUGAGGAGGAAGACGAGGCAGAGGAGGAUGAGGGGGAGGAGCUGGGCCACACAGAGACCUACGCCGACUACGUACCGUCCAAAUCCAAGAUCGGGAAGCAGCAUCCGGACCGCGUGGUGGAGACCAGCACCCUGUCCAGUGUCCCACCGCCAGACAUCACCUAUACCCUUGCCCUGCCUGCUUCCGACAGCGGGGCCCUGUCUGCCCUACAGCUAGAAGCCAUCACCUACGCCUGCCAGCAACACGAGGUCUUGCUCCCCAGCGGGCAGCGGGCCGGCUUCCUCAUCGGCGACGGCGCUGGCGUGGGGAAGGGGCGCACGGUGGCCGGCAUCAUCCUGGAGAAUUACCUGCGCGGCAGGAAGAAGUCCCUGUGGUUCAGCGUCUCCAAUGAUCUCAAGUAUGACGCGGAGCGGGACCUGCGGGACAUCGACGCACCGGGCAUCGCGGUGCACGCGCUGAGCAAGAUCAAGUACGGGGACAACACUACCUCAGAGGGCGUCCUCUUUGCCACCUACUCUGCCCUCAUCGGGGAGAGCCAGGCCGGCGGGCAGCACCGCACGCGCAUCCGCCAGAUCCUGGAGUGGUGCGGGGAGGCCUUCGAUGGAGUCAUUGUGUUUGAUGAGUGCCACAAAGCCAAGAACGCCAGCUCCACGAAGAUGGGCAAGGCCGUCCUGGACCUGCAGAACAAGCUGCCCCAGGCCAGGGUGGUCUAUGCCAGCGCCACAGGUGCCUCUGAACCCCGGAACAUGAUCUACAUGAGCCGCCUGGGCAUCUGGGGUGACGGCACGCCCUUCCGAACCUUCGAGGAGUUUCUGCAUGCCAUCGAGAAGAGGGGCGUGGGCGCCAUGGAGAUUGUGGCCAUGGAUAUGAAGGUCAGCGGCAUGUACAUCGCUCGGCAGCUCAGCUUCUCUGGUGUCACCUUCCGCAUUGAGGAGAUCCCCUUGUCCCCGGCCUUUGAGCGCGUCUACAACCGCGCGGCCCUGCUGUGGGCCGAGGCCCUGGGCGUGUUCCAGCAGGCGGCCGACUGGAUCGGCCUGGAGUCUCGCAAAUCCCUGUGGGGUCAGUUCUGGUCGGCCCAUCAGCGCUUCUUCAAGUAUCUGUGCGUCGCUGCCAAGGUGUCCCGGCUGGUGGGGCUGGCCCGGGAGGAGCUGGCCCGGGACAAGUGUGUGGUCAUCGGGUUGCAGUCCACGGGCGAGGCUCGGACCCGGGAGGUGCUGGACGAGAAGGAUGGACAGCUCGACUGCUUUGUCUCCGCUGCUGAGGGUGUCUUUCUGUCGCUAAUUCAGAAGCACUUUCCUUCCACCAAAAGAAAGAGAGAGAGAGGAGCAGGCAGUAAGAGAAAACGGCGGCCGCGGGGCCGCGGAGCCAAGGCGCCCAGGCUGGCGUGCGAGGCGGCGGGCGUGAUCCGCAUCAGCGAUGACAGCAGCACGGAGUCGGACGCCGGCCCAGACAGCGACUCCCACUCCUCCCCUGAGUCCGUGCUGGACGACGACGUGGUCAUCCUGGACACCGUCGGGCUGCCAGCCGACGACCGUGGGCCCCUGUGCCCCCUGCAGCGGGACCCUCACGGCCCCGGCGUCCUGGAGCGCGUGGAGCAGCUGAAACGGGACCUGCUGGCCAAGGUGCGGGCGCUGGGCCGGGAGCUGCCCGUGAACACCCUGGAUGAGCUCAUCGACCAGCUCGGGGGCCCCGAGCGCGUGGCCGAGAUGACUGGCAGGAAGGGCCGCGUGGUGUCCAGGCCUGACGGGACGGUGGCCUUUGAGUCUCGGGCAGAGCAAGGCCUCUCCAUCGACCACGUGAACCUCAGGGAGAAGGAGCGCUUCAUGAGUGGGGAGAAGCUCGUGGCCAUCAUCUCCGAGGCCUCCAGCUCCGGCAUCUCCCUCCAAGCCGAUCGCCGCGUCCGGAACCAGCGGCGCCGGGUGCACAUGACGCUGGAGCUGCCGUGGAGCGCCGACCGUGCCAUCCAGCAGUUCGGCCGGACCCACAGGUCCAACCAGGUCUCUGCGCCCGAGUACGUCUUCCUCAUCUCGGAGCUGGCCGGGGAGCGCAGGUUUGCCUCCAUCGUCGCCAAGCGGCUCGAGAGCCUGGGGGCUCUGACUCAUGGGGACCGGCGCGCCACCGAGUCCCGUGACCUGAGCAAGUACAACUUCGAAAACAAGUACGGCACCCGGGCCCUCAGCUGCGUGCUCACCACCGUCCUGAGCCAGACCGAGAACAAGGUGCCGCUGCCCCAGGCCUACCCUGGAGGAGAUGCCGCUUUUUUCCGGGACAUGAAGCAGGGCCUGCUGUCCGUCGGCAUCGGGGGGCGCGAGUCUAGGUCCGGCUGUCUGGAUGUGGAGAAGGAUUGCUCCAUCACCAAGUUCCUAAACCGCAUCCUGGGGCUGGAGGUGCACAAGCAGAACGCACUCUUCCAGUACUUCUCGGACACCUUCGACCGCCUCAUCGAGACGGACAAGAAGGAGGGCAAAUAUGACAUGGGCAUCCUGGACCUGGCUCCAGGCAUUGACGAGAUCUAUGAGGAGAGCCAGCAGGUGUUCCUGGCCCCCGGACACCCACAGGACGGGCAGGUGGUCUUCUACAAGAUCAGCGUGGACCGUGGCCUCAAGUGGGAUGAGGUUUAUGCCAGGUCGUUGGAGCUGACGGGCACCCAUGACGGCUUCUACCUCUCGAAGGUUCGCGGCAAGCCGAGCUGCCUCCUGGCCGAGCAGAAUCGCGGGAAGCACUUCACGGUGUACAAACCCAACGUGGGGCGGCAGAGCCAGCUGGAGACAUACGACAGCCUGUGCCGGAAGUUCCGCCGGGUGACGGCGGAGGAGGCCAGGGAGCACUGGGAAAACAGCUACGCCUUCUCGCUGACGCACUGCAGCCACGCGGCCUGGAACCGCCCCUGCCGGCUGGUGCAGGAGGGCAAGGACUGCACGCAGGGGCUGCGGCUGCGCCACCACUACAUGCUGUGCGGGGCCCUGCUGCGCGUGUGGGGCCGCAUCGCCGCCGUCAUGGCCGACGUCACCAGCAGCAGCUACCUGCAGAUCGUGCGCCUCAAGACCAAGGACAAGAAGAAGCAAGUCGGCAUCAAGAUCCCCGAGGGCUGCGUGCGCCGCGUGCUGCAGGAGCUGCAGCUCAUGGACGCGGACGUGAAGCGCAAGAACGCGCGCGGCCGAGGCCUCCCCGCGCCGCUGCCCGCCCUGCGCCCGCUCGCGCUGCCCUGCGGCCCGGGCGAGGUCCUGGACCUCACCUACAGCCCGCCGGCGCAGGCCUUCCCGCCGCCCGCACCCUUUGCCUUCCCGCCCCCGGACCCCGCGCCAGCCCCCGGGGGCCUGCCGCUGGGCGCCCCGGACCCCACCGCGGACCCCGCGGCCCUGGCGCACCAGGGCCGCGACAUCAACUUCAAGGAGGUGUUGGAAGACAUGCUGCGCUCCCUCAACGCGGGGCCGCCCACCGGUCCCUCCGGGCCGGGCGCAGGGCCCGCAGGGGUGCCUGGGGGGGGCGGCGGCCCCGAGCGGCAGAGCGUCAUCCAGUUCGGCCCCCCCUUUCCAAACUCCUAGACCGGCGAGGCGACCGGCAGCAGGUGUCGAGAGGAAGCUUGCUUCUCUGCAAUACUCAGCCGCGGCCACAGGGACUCUGUCUGGUCUCCGGCCCACGUGGGUGGUGCGGGGAGCGGGGAGGGCCGGCUCCCCUGCUGACU